Messenger RNA from Colossoma macropomum (tambaqui), 2996 nucleotides. It is a transcript of the gene sema3d, whose product is annotated as sema domain, immunoglobulin domain (Ig), short basic domain, secreted, (semaphorin) 3D. NCBI's taxonomy places the organism in Eukaryota, Metazoa, Chordata, Actinopteri, Characiformes, Serrasalmidae. The transcript is spliced from 18 exons. The record is from RefSeq and is a predicted model, not a curated record. Gene Ontology annotation, molecular function: chemorepellent activity; semaphorin receptor binding. The coding region runs from base 302 to 2671 and encodes 789 amino acids. Gene Ontology annotation, biological process: axon guidance; semaphorin-plexin signaling pathway; negative chemotaxis.
UCUCUGUCUCUCUCUCUCCACCCUUCACUAAUUGGCUGCUCGCCGUCUCCUGGGGCGCGCACUGCUUCAGACACGCGAGUGCAAGAGUUCAGCGGAUAAACCCACACAGCCGAGUCCAUCAGAGAUUAGAGGGUGAUGUGGAGCGCUCGGCAGCCUCACCUUCAGGUCUGGAUUUGUGUAUCUGUGUUAGGUGUUUAAAGAUCAGCUGGCUGUAGUGAAGGGACAGGCUGUGUGUGACUGAAGUGUCAGACCGCGCGCGCCGUCCCACAGAAAGGGCUGCAGUGGUAGAGCUUUAUCUCCUAUGAAGACUACUGGAGAACCACAGAGCCAAAAUCAGCAAAAGGUGUACAGACACCAGCGUCUCCCUGACAACAAACCCUUCUGCUGGACCAGGAUGACCCGUCCCUCUCCAGUGUGGAGAAGACUGCUGGGGAUGCUGUUGCUGUUGUAUCUGCCUCAAGUGCACUGCAUGAAGGAGAGUGUCCCCAGGGUCAAGCUCAGCUACAAAGAGUUGCUUCACUCUGGCAGUGUGGUGCCAUUUGUGGGAUCCAGUGAUGGAAUGCAGUUUGAGACAUUCCUGUUGGAUGAGGAGAGGAGCAGACUCCUUCUGGGGGCCAAAGAUCACAUCUACCUACUGGACCCAGACAACAUCAACAAGCAUCCUAGAAAGCUGAGCUGGCCAGCUCCCAGAGACAGGGUGGAUAUGUGUGUUCUGGCUGGCAAAAACCCGCUUACUGAAUGUGCCAAUUUUGUUCGGGUUCUGCACAACUAUAACCGUACUCAUAUCUACGCAUGUGGCACUGGAGCCUUCCACCCCACCUGUGCGUUCCUGGAGGUCAGGGGCCACAAAGAGUUAAAGGAUGGCUGGCUUCACCUGAUCAGCAGCAGUAUGGAGUCCGGCAGGCUAAAAUGCCCUUUUGACCCCCACCAGCCUUUUGCUUCAGUACUGACUGAUCAGUAUCUGUAUGCUGGUACAGCAUCUGAUUUCCUGGGGAAGGAUAGCACAUUUAGCCGUUCUCUUGGUCCUCCUCCAGACCAGCACUACAUCCGUACUGACAUCUCAGAGGACUACUGGAUCAACGAGGCCAAGUUUAUAGCAGCCCAUCCUAUCGCGGACACCUUCAAUCCCGAUGAUGACAAGAUUUACUUUUUCUUCCGUGAGAUGUCCCGAGACAGGAGCACCAGGGACAAAGGCGUGCUGUCCCGUGUAGCACGCGUCUGCAAGAAUGAUGUGGGAGGUUUGAGAAGUCUGACCAAUAAGUGGACAACGUUCCUCAAGGCCCGCCUUGUGUGUUCCAUUCCAGGAACAGAUGGAGUGGAUACACACUUUGAUGAGCUCCAGGACAUCUUUCUGCUCCCCAGUAGAGAUGAGAGGAAUCCUAAAGUGUAUGGAGUCUUCACUACUACCAGCUCCAUUUUUAAGGGCUCAGCAGUGUGUGUGUACAACAUGGAGAAUAUCCGUGCUGUGUUUAAUGGCCCGUAUGCUCAUAAGGAGGGACCUGACCAUCGCUGGGUGGAAUAUGAGGGAAGAAUCCCUUACCCAAGACCAGGCACGUGUCCGAGUCGCACCUAUGACCCACGUAUAAAGACCACUAAAGACUUCCCUGAUGAUGUCAUCAGCUUUAUCCGUGUGCACCCACUCAUGUACCACUCCGUGUACCCCAUCACGGGCCGGCCUAUCUUCACUCGGAUCAACACAGAGUAUCGGCUCACUCAGAUCGUAGUGGACCGUGUCUCCGCUGAAGAUGGCCAGUACGCUGUCAUGUUCUUGGGUACAGAUGUUGGUUCCAUUCUGAAGGUGGUUAGCAUCACCCAGGAAAACUGGGCUACAGAAGAGAUUGUGUUGGAGGAAUUACAGGUGUUCAAGAAUCCCUCACCCAUCCUUACUAUGGAAAUCUCAUCUAAACAGCAGCAGCUGUUUGUCGGAGGGGGGGAUGGCCUUGCGCUGGUGGCCCUGCACAGGUGCCGCAUUUACGGGCAGGGCUGCGCUGAGUGCUGCCUAGCCAGAGACCCGUACUGCGCCUGGGACGGCUCACACUGCUCCAGAUACAUACCGGCUUCCAAGAGGAGAGCUAGGAGGCAGGACAUCAAACACGGAGACCCAUCCAGCCAUUGCUGGGACACUGAUGAUGUGUUGAGUAAGAGCAUAGAAGAGAAGGUGCAGUAUGGUGUGGAGAGUAACUCGUCUUUCCUGGAGUGUGUUCCUAAAUCACAGCAGGCCAAGAUCCGCUGGUUUAUACAGAGAGCAGGAGCAGACCACCGCCAAGAGAUCAAGCCGGAUGAGCGUGUGUUGGUGACAGAGCGGGGGUUGCUCAUUCGCUGGCUGCUACGCAAUGAUGCUGGCUCAUAUUUUUGUACAUCACAGGAGCACAGCUUCACCCGCACUCUGCUAAACCUCUCUCUAAGAGUGCUGGACCGAGGGCAGCUCCACGGACAGCAGCUGGCCUCUAGAGGGCCUCUUGAGGACCCCACGGUUGUGGCCGUUAUGGCAUCAGAGUCUCGGCAACGCUAUAAGGACUACCUGCGUGUGCUGAGUGCACCCUCUCUGGAUGAGUACUGUGAAACACUGUGGCACAGAGAGAAGAAACAGAGGCAGAAAGGCAAGUGGAAACACAUCCAAGAGCUGCGGAAGAACAGGAACAGACGGCACCACCAGGGGGCGCCCAUCUGAGAUGAUUCAAGGAGGAGAAGAGAGGUGUGAAGAUGCCCAUAAACAGCACUGGUCUGGGGCUCACUCUCUAUGUCCUAAGCCAAACCUUUUUCCAGCGCAUAAAGUAGAAAUCUCUUUAGGUUAAGGGUGUCCAUCUUCAGUCCUUUAGAGCGAGGGUUUGUUGAUUUUCCUGUCAAAACAUACCUAAAUCAUCUGUUAUUUAUUAAGUUUUAACACAAUUUUCUCAUCUAUUUUGUCAUGUAUAAUUCCACCCACUAGCUAGAUCUCCCUCAUAUCACACAAUGCUAUCAUGUAGUUGGGUGAAGACUUGCCCAUGGUUCCUAAA